Molecule: messenger RNA, 1524 nt
Organism: Symbiodinium sp. CCMP2456
Lineage: Eukaryota; Dinophyceae; Suessiales; Symbiodiniaceae
Source: the annotation of a GenBank genome assembly
AUGGAGCCCGCGUCCUUGGACUUGCUCGGCGCAGCACGGGGGAGUGGGCGGCCCUCGACUUCCCAGAGAAGAGGAGGCGUUGCGCGCAUCACCGGCCGGCCGCGGCCAAUCCGAGCUGGCUCCGCGCUAGAUGCUAGGAGGUCUCUCGUCGCAGGGGCAGCUGGGAUCGUGAUCAAAAGGGCAGUCCGACUUCGUGGUCGCAUUGGGUGCAAGCAGGCGCAGGCAGCUGACUCGAAAGUGGACUUGCUCCAGGAGCGAUGGCAGCUUGGCCGCUGGCGCCUACGAGGUCGCACGGUGCUGGCGCCUAUGGAGCAGGUCACUGACUGCGCUUUCCGUCGGCUUUGCUACGAGAUGGGGGCGAGCUUCACCUGGACUGAGAUGGUUCGAGCAGCGGCACUGCUCCGUCGAAACAACUCGACGACCAGCAGGAUGGACACCCUCGAUUCCUCGACACCAACAGGUGUGCAGCUCUUGGCCAGCAGCCCGGAAGAGCUCAGCGAGGCUCUGCAGCUUAUCGAGGACCGGGCCGCGAACGACAAGCCACACUGGGCAACAGGAAUUCAUGGCAUCGACUUGAACUUCGGCUGCCCAUCACCCCAUAUCAUCAAUGAUGGACUCGGCCCGGCGAUGCUGAAUCGGCCCUUUGUGCUUCGAGAGAUGUUCGAGCGCCUUGCAGAGUGGCGGUCGCAGACUUCCCUGCCCAUCGGCGCAAUCGGCGCCAAGAUGCGGCUGGGCCUCAAUGAAGACGAGGAGCGGCGCGAGGUGUACCUGCGUGCCAUCCGAUAUGCGAAAGGCCGCUUGGACUAUGUGGUCCUGCAUCCUCGCAAUGCUCGCGAGGAAUCCAAGAAAAGCCCGGCGCGCUGGGAGCAUAUCCGAAAAGCGAAGGAGCUGGCAGGUACCCGGCUGUCGAUCAUUGGAAACGGUGAUGUGUUCUCGAGAAGCGAUGCAGAUCGCAUGCUCCGUGAGACGGGCUGCGAUGCUGUGAUGAUUGCCAGAGGUGCAACGAAGACGGUCGGCACUAUCUUCGAUCCAGAAUGGGACGACAAAGAUGCGUCCACGGUAGCCUCUGCACCACGAGUCGAAGCCCGCCUCGGGGAGUUGACUGAGAGGUUUGGUGUGAGGAGCAAGAUCGCAGAGUACCACAAGGAGUCCUUUCGUCGAGUUCGUGCGAGGGGCUCCCGCCGGGCCUUGCGUCUUCUUUGGGAAGACUUGAACUGGUGGCUGAUGAAGGAGCAUCGCGAGAUUGAAGGGCCCAUACCUGAGGAGGAGCGGUUGCGCUUGGCCGAGCGCUUCUUUGAUGAGUCUGCCCAGCUGGAGCUUCUCUCGCUGUGCCCUUCAGCGAUGCGAUCGGAGCAAGGCAUCGAUGGCGUGCUGAGGAUACUGCCUUUGCUGGCCAAGGUUGUCGGCGAGGGCAAGCAAGACGUGCACCUCCCCUCGGAAGAGGCGGAGGAGGACCCACAGCAGGCUUCAGGCUCUUGUCAUGGUGGAAAGAAAUCCGCGUCUUCAGGCAUUGAGUCUGAAUAG